Molecule: messenger RNA, 373 nt
Organism: Funneliformis caledonium
Lineage: Eukaryota; Fungi; Glomeromycota; Glomeromycetes; Glomerales; Glomeraceae
Source: the annotation of a GenBank genome assembly
AAACGGAUGUAUUGUAGCUUUAAAAUACGUUGCUACAGGAAAAUAUUUAAGUUCAAUUAGUGGUUUAAAUUAUAUAACUGGAAGCUAUGCUCAAUUGGUUUUUGCAAAUAAUUUGCUUGAUUCGGAUGCUUUAUGGAAUAUCAUAUUUAGCGGUAAUGAACUAGCUUCAUACACCAAUACUACUAAUAUAUAUUUACAACACAAAAGUUCCAGUUACUUUCUUGGAAUUUAUAAUGAUAGUAGUUAUAAAUCUCCAGUAACUCAGCACACAGAAGUAUUUUUACGUAGUCAUGAUCUUCAAUUUACUAUUGGAAAUGAUACUUUUCAAGAGGUUGUCUGUCAUAAUGAAAGACUUGGUGGCAAUGAUGAGUGA